Molecule: messenger RNA, 1230 nt
Organism: Cariama cristata (Red-legged seriema)
Lineage: Eukaryota; Metazoa; Chordata; Aves; Cariamiformes; Cariamidae
Gene: ESCO2
Product: establishment of sister chromatid cohesion N-acetyltransferase 2
Exons: 7
Coding region: 1-1230 (409 amino acids)
Biological process (GO): mitotic sister chromatid cohesion
Cellular component (GO): nucleus; chromatin
Molecular function (GO): protein-lysine-acetyltransferase activity
Source: RefSeq, a predicted model, not a curated record
AUGGCAGCUGUUACCCCACAGAAAAGGAGCCGUAGUUCUACUGAUACCGAGGGUUCAUCCUUAGCCUUUGAGAAUCCUGUGAAAAAAAUGAUAGGCUUUGCAGAAGGUCUAUCUACACUCAAGAAAUCAAGAAACAGUUGGUUUGCUUCUCAAAUAAAAUGGUCAUCUAGUUCCAGUGAUGAGAUGAAAGAAAAUGAGGCUGUCCUGGGAAAGCCAGCGCUGUCGAGGAGGCUGGAUAUUUCACCCUUUCAGGCAGACAGUGUUCCCACAGCCGCGCAGAGGGAGUCCUUAAGGAAAAUAUCCCCAAAGACCGCUUCCUUGUACAAGCCCCUCAUGCCUGCCGUGUCUUUUUAUAGCAAAGAAAAGCGAUACCUAACUACUCUAGAGAGGAAACAACUGAAUGAGAACCGCUUUUUGGGUGAGAGGAACAGGGAUGAAAAUCUCCCAGCUGCCAGCAGGACUGAGAAGAUGAAUGUGAACUUGAGCAGGAAUACAAGCUCCAAGCCAACCAAGCACUUAACAAACUCCAAGCAGGGCAAAACUGUCCCCAAAACGCUUAAGAAGGCAAAGAGAGAGAUACCAGUGGGAAAACCCAGUGUGGAGAAAGAGAAUAAAAGCAAGAAGGCGAAAGAACUCUGCAAGUGCACUACAGAUCAGAUGAUCAUUGACGCUGGGCAGAAGCAUUUUGGUGCUAUAGUUUGCAAGUCAUGCGGCAUGAUCUACACGGCCGCUAGCCCGGAGGAUGAAGCCCAGCACAUCCAGCACCACGAGAGAUUCCUCGAGGGACUCAGAUAUGUGGGUUGGAAGAAAGAACGGGUUGUGGCAGAGUUCUGGGAUGGGAAAAUUGUAUUGAUUCUUCCAGAUGACCCGAAAUAUGCUGUCAAGAAGGCAGAAGAUGUGCGAGAAAUUGUAGAUAAUGAAUUAGGAUUUAAGCAAGUUUCUUUGAGCUGCCCAGCCAAGACUAAAAUAUACUUGUUUGUGUCCAAUGAGAAGAUGAUUGUUGGGUGCUUAGUGGCUGAAUCAAUCAAGCAGGAGUCGGAUAAAGCAGCCGGCUGUUUGCGGUGCGCCGAUAGCUCUGCGCUCUCUUUCAGGAGCACGUUCAUGUACGGCUGCUACCUGAGCACCAAGGAAAUCGCCUUCUCCGACCCAACGCCGGACGGCAAGCUGUUUGCAAUGAAAUACUGCCAGACCCCUAACUUCCUUGUUUACAAUUUUAUUUAUAACAACUGA